CAUGAUAAAUGAUUCGUGUAAAUAAAGGUGGAUAGAUAUUGGUGUAAAUGAUGCAUGUGAGAUGUUUAUGAUAAGAAUUUCAGUCUUGUAGAAAGAUUUUUGAUUUUGAUGAAUUAAUAGUUGAAUAAGGCUCUGGCACGAAAUGGGAAUGAUGCGACUAGGAGUAGGUUCAGGUUUCACAUUCACAAUGUUCUUUGCUUUAAUGGGAGCAGGAGUGUGUGCUUAUGGGACGAUAUUCACAAUUUUAACCCUUUUGAGUGAUUGCGACCUAGAACUUCUAUUUUAUGAGAAAUUCGGAAAAUCACCUAGAAGGCUGAAAGGAAAAGUAGUAUUUGUAACUGGCGCUUCCAGUGGCAUUGGCGAAUAUACAGCUUAUGCUCUUGCUAAAGUUGGUGCAAAACUAGUUUUGGCUGCCAGACGAUAUGAAGAACUUCAAAAGGUCAAGAGGAAAUGUCUUGAUCUCUCCAAUGGACUGCUGGAAGAAAAAGAUAUCCUUGUCAUUCCAAUGGAUAUGACGGAUUUUCCUUCUCACCAAAAACAUUUCCAAGAAGCUGUCGCGCAUUUUGGCACUGUGGACAUCCUAUUGAAUAAUGCAGGCCGUUCACAGAGGGCGAUGUGGGACAAUAUAGAAUUGGCUGUCGAUAAACAAAUGUUCAAUUUGAACGUUUUUGGUGUGAUUAAUUUGACCAGAGUUGCACUGCAACAUUUCAAUAAAGUAGGUGCAGGACAUGUUGCAGUGACGUCUAGUUUGGCGGGAAUCAUAGGAGUGCCUUAUUCUUGUACAUAUACUGGAACAAAACACGCAAUUCACGGAUACUUCAAUGCUUUGAGAGUUGAAAAAAUGAAAAACAAUAUAGAUGUAACGCUCCUAUGCCCAGGACCAACAUUCACAAAUUUUCUGGCAGAGAGUUUUACUGAUAAAGAAGGACAAAAAUACAAUAACCCUACUCAGCCUACUGACAGACGAAUGACUGCUGAACGAUGUGGUUAUCUAACAGCUGUAGCUUUGGCCAAUAAAACAAACGAAUCAUGGAUGGCAGUAUUCCCCUUGAUUCCUUUAACAUAUAUUAUUGUUUACUUCCCUAUCAUCUAUAAUUGCGGACUAAAAGUUUUAGGACCAGAAACCAUGUUCAAACUGAGAGACAGCAAAAAGUUGGAUGAGAUCAAAAAGAAAUGACUAACUUGGUGUCUUCCUUCUACUGGUGUUGGGUUCUUACUACUGGUUUAGGGUUCCUUCUAUUGAUGUAGGGUUUCUUCUACUGUUGAAGGUAGAAUUCUCCAUGCCUUGUAGUAUUUAGUCAGCUAACAUUAAAAAUUGUAUGGGCGAUGAUCGAUCAAGCUUGAUUAUUAUCCGGAAAACAAACAAUAAACAAAUAUGUUUUAUCUAUUCCAA
Messenger RNA from Phaedon cochleariae (mustard beetle), 1393 nucleotides. The record is from the annotation of a GenBank genome assembly. Lineage: Eukaryota; Metazoa; Arthropoda; Insecta; Coleoptera; Chrysomelidae.